Molecule: messenger RNA, 3918 nt
Organism: Plectropomus leopardus (leopard coralgrouper)
Lineage: Eukaryota; Metazoa; Chordata; Actinopteri; Perciformes; Serranidae
Source: RefSeq, a predicted model, not a curated record
ACAGUGGCUAUCAAGAAAAGGUCCAGAGUUCCCGGAGUUAUUAUCACUCAGUAUGUCGAGCAACUGCCGUUGGGAAAGUCCAUACCUGACUUCACCCGGAAGCCAAUGGCUACGACCGUUCAAGAAGGGAAAAAAGGACUUUUCAAAGCUAUGGUUAGUGGAGAUCCCGCACCAACUGUAACAUGGGGGUGUAAUAAGGGCGAGGUCGAUGACCCCAAAAAGUACAUCACCAGAUAUGAAGCAAGAGCUCAAGAGCACAUUCUUGAGAUACUCAAUGUAAAACCGGACGACGCUGACACCUACAAAUGCUUUGCGACCAACGAGUACGGACAGGCUGUCGCCACAGCAACUCUCACCAUUCGUCAAGUUGGCGUAAAGAAGAAGGCCCCGGAAGCAAAUGGACAGGAUUUCAGAAAAAUGCUUAAGAAAACAAAAAAACAACUCCCACCACAAAAAGAGGGAGAAAUUGAUCCUAAACUCUGGGAACUGCUCAUCAGUGCACCAAAGACGGACUAUGAAAGAAUCUGUUUUGAGUUUGGUGUUACUGACUUUCGCUGGAUGCUGAAGAGACUCAACCAGAUGAAAAAGGAAAGAGAAGAUGAGCAGGCAAAGGUUGUGGAGCAAGUGGGAAAUGUGAAACAGAUAGAAGUAAAACCCAAUGGGAGAGCUGAAUUUGGCUUUGACAUGAAACUACACGAUCCAAAUAGUGCAAUUAACCUUUACAAGGAUGGGACAAUGGUUCCAUACGACGACGACGAAAAUUCAAAACAUAGCCUGAAGAAAACAGGGACAAAUUAUAUCUUCAGCAUUAAAGAUCCUCAGCCGGAAGACGCUGGAUUUUACCAAGUUGACGUUGAAGAUGCAAACGUCCUUUCAACUGACUUUAAAGUGCCCGCUGUGGACUUCAUAGCCAAGAUUAGGGACGUGAAAGCCUUUGAAAGUGAGGACGCCAUCUUUCAGUGCGUCUUGUCAAAACCCCUGAACAGAAUUAACUGGUGCAAACAGGACUCAUCACUUGACCAUGGGGACAAAUAUGAGAUCACUGUCUCAGAGGACAAACUAAUUCACACACUGAAAGUUAAAGACUGUAAAAUGGCAGAUAAUGGAGCAUAUUAUGCCAUCGCUGGGAUAACUUCCAGCAGUGCUUCUCUCAAAGUGGAAGAUGACCUGAUCAAACUAGCGUUGGAACAGCAGGCCAAGCUACAAAAAGAGAAAGACAAUUUGGACGCAGCCAGACGAGCACAGGCUGAGAAGGACGCUGCACUGGGGGGUGGAGGAGAUGGUUCUGGUGGUAAGACUGAUGGAGACAAAGGUGAUGGAGACAAAGGUGAUGGAGUCAAAGGUGACGGAGACAAAGGUGAUGGAGACAAAGGUGAUGGAGACAAAGGUGAUGGAGACGGCAAGAAUAAGAACCUCCUGAUGGAUGGAGAUGAUGGAAAUAAAGAUGACGAUAAUGCAGAUAAGAAAAAGAAGCGAGUACGCGAUGGCCCUUUGGUUCCUGAUACGGUUAUAGAUCGUGGUGUUCAGUUCGUCAGUGGGCUGUCAGAUACUCUUGCUAAUGUUGGUGAACGGGCAGAGCUGUGCUGCAAACUAAGCAAUGAGACCUCAAAGGGACGUUGGUAUAAAAAUGGGAAGCUGCUAACCGAUGGGGAUGGGGUGAAAAUUAUCAAAGACGGAGCCUGUCACAGGUUGAUAAUUGACUGCUGCACAAAAGACGAUGCAGCCGAGUACCGCUUUGAAGCUGAAGGCCGUAAAUCAGAAGCAACGCUGAAUAUUCAAGAUCCACCAAAAAUUGACACUGACGCACUGGGGAAUUUUUCAAAGCCAGUCAUCAUAAAAGCAGGGGAAAACGCUGAAUGGAAGCUGCCGUUCUCGGGUGGGGAACCGAUGACUAUACAGUGGUACAAGGACGAUGACGAGCUUUUGCCUGCUGCAAAUGUCAGGAUUGACACGUCAGCUGCAGAGAGCAAACUACGCCUUUUAAAGUGUCAAAGGAAAGACAGUGGAGAGGUCAAAAUCAAAAUCAAAAAUGAAUUUGGGACAAUUGAGGCAAUUUCAAAACUGAUCGUACUGGACAAACCCACACCGCCACAAGGACCUGCGGACAUUAUGGAAAGUGCUGUAACAUCUGUUGAGUUCAAAUGGAAGCCCCCGAAAGACAGUGGUGGAUGCCCAAUCACACACUAUAUCGUAGACCGCCAACAAGUGGGGCGCAAUAAAUGGUCAAAUCUGGGUGAAAUCCCUGGCGACAACCCGAGUUACAAAGAUUCAGAUGUGGACCCUGGAAGGAGAUACUGCUACCGGAUCAGAGCCAAAAACGCAGAAGGCAUCAGUGAUUACCUGCAGACUGAGGACAUACCAGCUGGUGUAUUACGUUAUCCAGGAUCACCAGCAGCACCUAAAGUGGUCAGUGCCUUAAAAGACUGCAUCAAUCUGGCAUGGUGUCCUCCAUGUGACACAGGAGGAACCAAAAUAGUGGGAUACAAUUUGGAAAAGAACAAGAAAGGCACCAAUUACUGGAGCCUUGUGAACCAAGGAGGGCCCAUUACAGAUACAAAGUAUGCAGUGAAAGAUGUUUUUGAGGGAGCAGCAUAUGAAUUCAGGGUGUCUGCUAUCAACCUGUCUGGUGCUGGAGAUCCUAGUAUUCCAUGCGACACAGUAAUCGCAAGAGAUCCAAUGAAGCCCCCGGGCAAAGUCACAGACCUCAAGUUAACAUCCUCAAAUUAUACCACAUUUUCACUGGCUUGGACUAAACCUAAAGAAAUUAAAGGGGUAGAGGAUGAAGCUCAAGGCUACUACGUGGAGAUCAGACCAAUAGAAAUCCUUGAAUGGACGCGUUGUAAUGCCAUGCCAAUUACUCUGACUUCCUACACCGUGCUCGGUUUGAAGGCAAUGGCGUCCUACUGGGUCAGAGUGAUUGCCACCAAUUAUGGCGGUGACGGAGAACCUCAAGGCUUUGACAGUUACAUCAUCGCCAUGCCCCCUCCUGUUAAGCCAAAGUUUAAAGAUCGCAACAUGAAGACCUUUGUGGUGGUGAAAUCUGGAAACACAGUCCGUCUGAACAUCAACUUUGAGGCGUCGCCCAUGCCAGAGAUCAUUUGGCUAAAAGAUGCUACUCCACUGGCCAAACAUGUAACUAUUACCAACUCUGAUAAAGGCUCUCAGCUGUUGAUCCCGACAUCUGAGCGGUCUGACAGCGGCAUCUACACCAUUACUGUCAAGAACAUUGUCGGCCAAGACAGCUUCAAUGUUGAAAUCAGAGUUACAGAUGAUCCCAGGCCUCCGGGUCCAGUGGAGCUGGAUCAGAACACCCCGGGAACAGUGACUCUGUCCUGGACGCCCUCUCCAGAUGAGAAGAGGGACGACAGACUACACUACAUGGUAUCCAAGCGGGACUCCUUCAAACGCACUUGGAGGACAGUGGCAGACAACCUCUUCAACAACAAGUUCACAGUUGUGAAUAUUUUGCCUGGACGUGAAUAUAACUUCAGGGUGUUUGCUAAAAAUGACAUGGGCCCUUCAGCACCUUCUGAAUCGCCUGUUUUUGGAACCACAAAGGAAAAAGGAAAGUUCAAGGUAAACAUGCCAGAGGCAAAAUCCCUCAACUUCCAGUCACCUCCAUCGUUCAUCGUUCCCCUCAAGAUGCGCACAGCGCCGCAGGGUUACGAGUGCAACAUGAGCUGCGCAGUUAAAGGCGAUCCAGCUCCACGUGUGACAUGGUACCGCAACAAUAUCAGCCUGAACACAAACACCAACUACCACAUCACCAACGUAUGUGGAGUCUGCUCCUUGCUCAUCCUGAGAGUCGGACCCAGAGACAACGGCGAGUACAAAGUCGUCUCCGAGAACAAACUGGGGACAGCCGAGUCGUCUAUGACGCUGAAUGUCAGAGGUAUUAACACUUAUACACACAAGUGA